AUGUCUAGUGAGCCCAAACGAACAAUAUAUUUAAAUAAUCUCAAUGAUAAGGUUUCCAUAAAUAAGCUUCGAUCGAACUUAGCUACUCUUCUUCAACCUUAUAACCCAACCAACAUUAUUGUUGCUAAAACACUUCGUCUCAAGGGACAAGCGUUCAUUACAUUCCAAGAUGUGACUAAUGCUCAAGCUGCAAUCAAUCAGCUAAACAAUAAACAGCUUUUUAGCAAAUCGAUGCGUGCCUCUUUUGCUCAUCUAGAAAAUGAUGCGGUACUAUCCCCCAAAGAGCAACAAGAACAAUAUUCACGACGAUACACGGGAAAAAUUGAAAGGAACAAAGUGGCAAAAUUAAGCCGUGGAAAACCAGGCAAUCAACGAGCAAGUACAAAGACAAGAAAAGGCGAUGCUGUUGUUGAAGGGCAAAGGGAGAAGAACAAUAUUGAUGUGUCUAUGUGGAAGAAUUUGCCGCCUAAUCAUAUUCUUCUCUUGCAGAAUAUUAGCAGCACACAAGUGUCGAAGGAGACUAUUGAAGCUCUAUUUACCAACUUUGAAGGAUUUGAAAAUACAAGAUUUGUCAAGGUGCGAAAUCUAGCAUUUAUUGAAUUUGAGAAUGAAGAAUUCGCCAAACAGUGUCUUGCUGCCAUGGAUGACACGGUGUUGAAGGAAAAAUUCGGCAACGAUAUCAUCUUUUCCUACGCAAAGAAAUAG
Messenger RNA from Lodderomyces elongisporus, 705 nucleotides. RefSeq lists its product as uncharacterized. Bases 1 to 705 code for a protein of 234 amino acids. Gene Ontology annotation, molecular function: mRNA binding. Lineage: Eukaryota; Fungi; Ascomycota; Pichiomycetes; Serinales; Debaryomycetaceae. The record is from RefSeq and is a predicted model, not a curated record. The transcript has a single exon.